Molecule: messenger RNA, 531 nt
Organism: Saccostrea cuccullata (small rock oyster)
Lineage: Eukaryota; Metazoa; Mollusca; Bivalvia; Ostreida; Ostreidae
Product: fibrinogen C domain-containing protein 1-like
Exons: 4
Coding region: 1-531 (176 amino acids)
Source: RefSeq, a predicted model, not a curated record
AUGGCUGUUUUCUUACAAGUCGUGAUUGCAGGGACUCGUAAGUAUUUUGCAGACCUGGCUUAUGAUCACAAAAAGUCAGACAGUGAAUUUCUCUCAGAAUACACCGCCCGUUCACUGACGUUCUGUACGGCCUUAUGCGGCUUCUCUUGUGGUUGUUUCGGGUUUAACGCCAAAGACAAGAAGUGCCGCGUCUAUAAUCCGUGUAACCAGGCAGACAUUACUGUGGCUGAAGCUGGCUGGAGGAACUACUUUCCUGAAGCUCUUCCUAGAGACUGCCAUGAUCUUCAUGUUGAAGGUUCAGUAGAGUUCGGUGUCAACCAGGUUUAUCCUUUUGAUAAUACAACGUCACUUCAUGUUCAAUGCUAUAUGGAGACCAAUGACACAUGGUGGACGGUAAUUCAGAGGCGGAGGAGCGGAUCUAUCAAUUUUAACAGAACGUGGGCGGAUUACAAAGGAGGGUUUGGGAACCUAGGAGAUUCUUUCUGGAUUGGAUUAGAUGAAUAUCAAAACAUGCCCAGCAUAUCUCUAUAA